AUGGCGGGGAAAAGUAGAGCGAUAGACAAAAAUAUGUCGAAGCUCGGGAAUCGUUUGAUAACCACGAUGCUAAAGAAUGAGAAGUUGGCUGAGAAAGAACUGGACAAAAAAAUGAAAGCUAUCAAAUAUUCGGAGCGAAAGUCUAUGGUGAAAAUAUGUGAAACUUCUCUUGACAUGAAAUACGAUAUGAGGAGAAAACGAAACACGCAAGAUAUGGAAGAACAAAUUGCUAGUGAUUCAUUAAAUGCCACUUUUGGUCAAGGAAGGGUGUUGCGUUCGCCCAGCAUAUCUCGGAGGGGGAGCUACGCACCCAUUUCACCAAAGCAAGACGAUGCAGACGAGACGGCGUCUGUUUUAAGUCUGUCAAGUAAACGAAGUUCUACAGGUGAAGCGCCGGAAAUUUUAAUCAAUAACGAGAGGAAGGAGACUGACUCUGACUUUGAUCCAGAGAGCAGGCGGUCAUCUGUUGCAAGUCAAUCCUCGGAUGCGCCUCUAAGUGAUGUGCCAGCUCCCGCGGACGAACCGCCUGCCAUCGACGACGCAGAAGCUCAAAAGAUGCUGAACGCGUUUUCUCAAAGCACUCGUGGUUCUCAUCGGCGACGUACUGCGCCGGAAAUCACAGAUCUCUCGCCAAAGCUGCUUAUUCAGUUAGCGAAAAGUUCGGCAGAGGUGAGAAGACGUGGAUCUACAAUGGACGGGACGGAGGGAGAAAUGUUGGAACCAACUCCACCAGCGUCCACUAAAAGACGUGGAUCAGCAACAGCUGAAUUGAUGCAAUCAAAGGCAGAGGCAGAAAGUGCAGAGGGACCUGUAUCAAGUUCACCCAUACUGCGGAGAAGAGGUUCUGCUGCAGUGGGUAAUUCUUCUUCACAAUCUCCGAAUCUACGUAGACGUGGAUCUGCUGCAAUUACCAAAUCCAAAAAUGUGAUUUCUCUUGAAUUAAACGAAGCUCAUCUGAGGGGAAAAAUUUCGGAGCAAGCUCCGCUUCCGCCGCGACUGAAACAGCCCCUUUCUCCAUUACUCGGAAGGAGAGGCUCUGGUGUUGCGGCUUCUCUCCGUCCUACAUCAGGAAGGUCGUCGCCAAAGGGAUCACACACAGAUUCCGCUUCAGAACAGAUGCUGCCAGAAUUGAACAAUGGGUCUCCCGCCAGGAUGCGGCGGUCACUGAGUCCAGGACGACAACCUUCUUCCAUAAAUCGUCCCUCCACCGCUAGGUCAUUGUCUUCACUAUCUGCAGAUAGUGCACUGGCAGAUAUUCAGUUGGAGACUUCAUCACCUUCUGGCGAAUACGACCUUACUCGGCGACGUGGCUCCAGGCCUGGAUCUGCAAGGAGUUGUUAUUCCAUGCCUCCAGGAGGGCUUCUCCUUCCAAUCGACAGGUCAUCUUUAGCUAGCCGCCGAGGCUCAGAUUUCACCCAAAUUGACCUAAAUACUCUGUCACCCUCCUCACCUCUCCGAAAGGCCAUGGAAGACCCUCAAGCCACACUGAAUCCUGCUCCAGUGUCACCGAGUGUGUAUCGGAGACAUUCAGGAACAGUGGAGGCUCUGCAAGAUCGUGUUGAUGACUUCUUAAAAACACUGGCAGCAAAAAGUAGUUGA
Pocillopora verrucosa is the source of this 1599-nucleotide messenger RNA. Its product is annotated as serine/arginine repetitive matrix protein 1-like. The record is from RefSeq and is a predicted model, not a curated record. NCBI's taxonomy places the organism in Eukaryota, Metazoa, Cnidaria, Anthozoa, Scleractinia, Pocilloporidae.